This is a messenger RNA of Mucor mucedo, 936 nucleotides long. RefSeq lists its product as uncharacterized. NCBI's taxonomy places the organism in Eukaryota, Fungi, Mucoromycota, Mucoromycetes, Mucorales, Mucoraceae. Bases 1 to 786 code for a protein of 261 amino acids. The record is from RefSeq and is a predicted model, not a curated record. The transcript is spliced from 6 exons.
AUGAACAACAAUGAUCCAUUGGCGUACUCUCUUAUAGACGCAGUUAGUGCUUCUCCUAUGCAACAAGAAACACCAGCAGCAGUCCGCAACGACCAAAGAGAUUUAGAUGAAAGAGUUCCCUAUUUGACUGAAUGUAGAUGUGAAGAAAUCGAGGGUCUUGUUCAUGUUUACAAUAAUGGCGGUUCCAAGUCGAGUAUUCGAGGUUAUGAGUAUGAAACUUGUAAAAACGGAGGCAAGCAUUUUGUGAUUGACGGUAAUAAGCAGACUUGUCCGCAUUGCAAUGAAUUCAGAAACAAGAAUCAGAAUAAUCAGGAACCUGCAAUAACCACCACCAUCAUGUCCCUCGUGAACUGGGAAACAAGUCAAGUUCAAAUUCGUGAUUUUUUCGACGGUCAAGAUUACAAGGAAUUUGAGUUCACCAAUCCAGAUGAUGUUCCUAUCGCUUUCUAUACUGAUGGUUUCACUAACCGCACCAAACAGAUGACAAUUCACGCUAUGAUCCACGCAAUUACCUUCAACUUCUACCCUUAUAUUAGUCAUUUAUGCCUUUCCUCCAUAUUGCCAGGUCCAAAAAAACGAAAGGAUUUGGAUUUGUUUUUGAUGCCUAAUAUUAUGGAAUUGAAGGACGUCUUGGUUCAUCGGAUGAUAAUCAAACAAAAUGAGGAAAGAUUUUGUGGAACUAAAGGACAGCAACAGAGAAUCGACAUGAGGGGGAUGACCUUGGACGAUAGUUUCGCAUCUUUAAGACCUUCAUCCGAUUUCAAGCAAAGCAAUCCUGUAAGCUAAAAUUAAUUAGUUAACUACUAUGGUUGUAAUUACAUUUAUUUAAAUGUCAAGGCUACGAACAUAUAUCAGUCAAGCAUCUUCAAGGGAUUUCUUUCGUUUUCGGGUUCAUAGGUUUUUUUGCAUUGGAAUAGUUACAUUUGAUAACUAGAG